AUGAAUCUUUUUGAAACUAUUGCCAAUCGUGAUCAUUUAUUUCCAUGCAUCAAUAAGGUUAAUUUAGAAGAAGGAACAGUUAUCAUCAAAUACAAAGAAAGAUAUUCUAUAAAUCGAAAUUUAUGGAUGGUAGAAAUCCAAUUUGGAGACAAACAAGCUAAGGGUUUGGUCAAAUUCACCCAAGAAUAUUCUGAAGAAGCACAUGGAAAAUGUUUUGAACUAGGUUUAGCACCCAAAUUAUGGGCAGUUAAUAACCUUCAACUAGGCUGGAAGAUUGUUAUCAUGGAAUAUCUGGAAGAAUAUAAAACACUAUAUGCUCUUGAUUCAAGAAUAUUUCCUCAAACAGAAAAUGCUGUUAGAAAUGCUGUAAAAUUACUUCAUGACUCUGAUUAUGUACAUGGAGAUCUUUGUGAUGAGAACAUCAUGGCUAAAUAUGAAAAUGGAGAA
This is a messenger RNA of Entrophospora sp. SA101, 447 nucleotides long. The record is from the annotation of a GenBank genome assembly. Lineage: Eukaryota; Fungi; Glomeromycota; Glomeromycetes; Entrophosporales; Entrophosporaceae.